This is a messenger RNA of Physella acuta, 8638 nucleotides long. Its product is annotated as small subunit processome component 20 homolog. Gene Ontology annotation, cellular component: nucleolus; small-subunit processome; 90S preribosome. Lineage: Eukaryota; Metazoa; Mollusca; Gastropoda; Physidae. The record is from RefSeq and is a predicted model, not a curated record.
UUCUGUUCCAAAUCGUAAAACAUGCACGAUGAGUGACUUGGUGUAGAUCUAGAAUCUAGAUCUAAGUUGGACUAUUAUUUCAGUUUAAAAAGUAGACAUGGGAAAGUCUUCGAAACACAAAACUCAAAAUAUUCAUCACUUUGUACCCUUUUCUGAACGAAUAUCAUCAGUUAAUGUUGAUGUAAUUCAUAGAAUUCGUAGAAUCGACGAUGAGACAGAAGGGACUCUAUUUGGUGAAUGUCUUACAAAAUGGACAGAGCUUGAUCUUACUGAUAAUUUUUCAUGUUUUAGACGAGAGAUAGUUGGUCAAGUGCAAACAUAUGAGCAGCUUGUUCAUCAUAAAGAAGAGAUUAUAAAUUCAAUAAAGAAACACUUAGAAGUUCCAAAUUCUCUUGCUUUGAAUGCCUUGCUUGAUUUACUGGUUCAGUUGGCAAGAGAUCUUCAGCAAGAUUUUGUACCCCAUUUCUAUGAGUUUUUCACAAUUCUUGUUCGGUUGUUAUCUUCACGGUCCCAAGAUGUUGAAUCUUUGGAGCAAAUAUUUCAAGCCUUGGCAUUUUUAUUUAGGGUUUUAUGGAGGUUUCUCAUUAAAGAUUUUAAAGAUGUUUACAGACAUUUUUCUCGUUUGUUGAUGAAUUCUCAAAAAGACUACAUUAAGGUUUUUGCAUCUGAGAGUUGUGCAUACCUACUCAGAAAGGUAAAAAAGCAAGAUGAGCUGUUAAAUUUUUUGUUUGGAUCAUUGAAUGAGUCACCAGAACUUGUUGAUGGCAUUGGAUUGCUUCUCUUUGAGAUGGUAAAAGGUGUCAAGCAUCAUUUUCAUACUAUCAGCAAAAGUGUGUUUCCACUAAUUCUUCAAAAACUGGGUACCUGGAGUCCCACAGCACAGAAAAAAUUAAAAUUACCCAGAGAUUUGGUGGAGCAGUCAGUAACAAUUUUCAUGCAAGGAUGUGCUGACCAUACUACUAGAGAAAACUGCAAGGAACUUUGGGAAAUGUUACUGGAUUGUAUUCAGCAAGUACAUGCAGCCUGUUUAGCAAAGGAAACAGCAGUAACAGCUGCUGACAGUAAGGAACUGUCUGGAUUAGUCAACCAUUUGUGCAGAUUGUUGCGCCUCUUAUCAGUAUGGUUAACCCAUAACUCUGGGAGCAUUGUUAAUGAUGCUGAACUAGUAGCUAAAACAGUGUGCCAGGUCUUGAAGUCUCCAUGCAAAUUAGAAGACUGUGGCUCAGAUUUACUGAAAACUGUUGCAGACUUAGUAACAUCUUGCCAGGAAAGACUACCUGUGGAGAUAAUUUUUAGAAUUAUCAGUAAUGUUUUCAAGGCACCAUUUAUUUUCUCUGAUAUAAAAAUAUUUGUUAAGACACUUCGUGAUGUCUCAUUCUUUGAAAAGGAUGUACUCCCAGGAUUCAUGUUGAAGAUUCAUUCAGAGAUGCAGGCGCAUCAGAGUGAGAAGAAAGAUGAGAUUCUAGCUUGUGUGACUGAGUUAUUAAUGUACAAAACACAGGCUCCAAUCACAGGGGAUGACUUACACAUGCUAACAGUAUAUCCUCUUGAUCAGCAAUGGUCAAGGUCAGAAAAUGAACACGCUUUAAUAAAAUACAUUGAUGGUAUUUUACAUGAGUGCGUCAAUCAAAUGAUUCCUUCUGAUUUGCCUAGAACAUGGUCUGCUAUUCUUUGUCUGCCUCACAUAAAAUGUCCUGGCUUAAUAGAAAAAGCUAUUUUAUUGUGGAGCAAAGUGACUGCUCAAAUUAGUUCUGAAAACAGUCCUGAUGAAGUGAACUCAAACUUGAUUGUUUUGAACCAACUGGUACGGAGUUUUAUCACAAGCAUCCAGGGUAAAAGAAUGGAAGAAUUCCCUGUCUCUAAGGAGGAUAUUUUUUAUGUGUUCAGAUUACACCCUACUAGUCCAUGUGUUGUUCAGAUUCUUGAUUUUUACCUGACCUGGUCAGCAGACAGAUUGCAGUUGGAUCAGGAAAUGUUAACGGAGAUAUACAAGCUUAUUGAGCCCAGCUUAGUUUCACCUUCUCACAAUGUUCGUCUGAUGGCAUGUCAUAUAUUGUCACUGUUUCAAGUCACCCUUCCAGAAUUUGAUGAUGAUAUCAAGAGAGAUAAUGCUUUCCAUACUAUGUAUGUGGCAGAAAGACUUCCAUUGCCAACAGUCCAUAAUUACAGAGAAAAGUUGAUUUACCUGAGAAAAUUAGAAUAUGAAAUGGCUAUUAAAUGCUUGCCAAAUGAGCAUUUCUACAGGGCACCAUUACUGUUUUUGUUAGGUAAUGAGUUCUGGAAUUUUAAACUACUUUGGGCACCUCUGUCUGACCUUAUAGCAUCUUAUGCUGUGGGUCUUGACACAAAUGAAUUCUGGGAAGUCAUGCUGCAACAACUCAGGAGAGCAGCUUUUGAAGCAGAGAAAGAGCUUCGGUUUGACGAGCAGCUCACAGUCAGUGAAAACAGACCACAUGUGGAGGCACUGUUUGGCACCUACUGUUCUGGUUUCCUUGCUGACAGCAGGAAGCCAGACUUCACAAAUUAUCGUGUUCAGCUGUGGAAAACCAUGAAGCUGUUCCCUGAAAAAUGUGUCCUCAAAUCAGAUGAGCUCUGUGAGCUCUACCUCAAGUUUUUAAAGAAUGAAUUUAGCUAUGCUGAUGAGGAUGCCAGGUCAUAUCAAAACAUUUUAGCCAGAGAUUGUGUUGAAUUGCAAGUAGAUACUGCUGUGGUAAAUGAUACUGAUGACAUUGAGAUUAAAGAAGUUGAGGAUGAUGAAAAGAUUGAGGAAGAAGAUGAAGAUGAUGAAGGAAAUGAUGUAUCUAUUUCAGUAGAUUCCAGCCAUGCUGGCAAUAAACAGUUUGUUGUAAAAAGACGAAAGGCUGCAGUUUUAAGUCUAUUGGUUCAUCUCGAUGUGUUUGCUUUAUUUAAAAAGCAACGUUCAAUGUUUAAUCAACCUGAGGUACAAGAAACAUUUUUAGAACUUUUAAAACACAGGUUUCCAAACAUUCAGAAAGCUGCAUUUGAAUGUGUAAUGACUUAUAAGUCUCCACAUGUAAUCCCUUACAGGGAAAAUUUCAAUCGCCUUCUUGAUGACAAAACUUUCAAGAGUGAAAUAACAUUGUUUAGAGUAGAUGAAGAAAGCAGUGAAGUUAAAGAUACAGAUAGAGAGGGGCUUUUACCUGUUCUCAUGAGAAUUUUAUAUGGAAAAAUGCAUGGCAAAGCUGGCAAUGAUACAGCUGGCAAGUCAAAAAGUAACCUUAGAAGAUCAAUUGUAUUUGGGUUUCUAAUUGGGUGUAAGCCUGCCGAGCUCAAGUAUUUCCUGGAGUUAUUGUUUCAACCCUGCAUGCAUUUUGUGACAGACAACCCUGUGCUCAUGGUAAAAACAGCAGCCAGUAAUAUUGAUCUCAAAAAGAUGUUACCUUUAAAGAAAAUAAAAGGUAUACUGAAUACAGUUAGUGCUGUUUCCCAGAAAAUGGGUCAUCGUAUGGAGAGUUUUUCCCAUUCCUUGUUCCAUGUACUACUUGGUCUUGUUGCCACAUUGAGCGCAGCACUAGACCAGAGAAGUUCUGUAGUCAGUGGAGCAGUUAAUCUUCUGAAAUCUUUGCGUCAUACAGUAAUGAAUAGAAUAAUCCAGUUUUUUGAAAAUUUUGAAGACCUUGAUUUCACAACACAAGAGAUUGAAGCUGUUUUCCAUGCAGUUGUAUGGCCUCAGUGUCAGAAGCUUGCCCUAGAAGGUGUGCAUCACCCAACUCCUCUUUUAAAACUGUUUACUUUUUGGAGUCAAUCUAGCAGAUUUCAGCCUCUGCUUGCGUUUGCCAAACACGACACGCCUUCCACUACAACUGCCCUACAUUCUGUGUUUGCACUGCUUAACGCACCAGCCAUUCACACCUCAGUAUCAACAUCUAUUUUAGAGCUGGUUGGCCAUUUGCUUCAAGAUGAGGAGGAGAAACAGCAGCUGUUGCCCUCACUGCCAGAACCAUUCAUGUGUCUUGAAGUAACCGAAGAUCAGAAAUUAGGUGAAAUUCUUUUACUACCCCAUGUUCCAAGCUUGCUGUCUUAUUUAAAACAUGCAUUGCGAAAAAUGUCCUUGGGGCAGUCUGUCAAAAAGCCAACAUGUUUAUUGGAGUUAAAAAUAUUAGCCAGAGUCAGUACUUUUGUGACUUCACCAGAGGAGUGCUCAAUUCUUUGUGAUCUACUUGUUCCAUUCUUUAGUAAAGGAUCUCACAUAGCACAGGACAUUGAAGAAAACAUCCUGGUGUCUCUAACAAACCUGAUGCAGUAUAUCAACAAACCAGAGUCAUUUUAUAGGACAAUAUCACAGCUAUUCUCAACUGUAGAACGCAGAGAAUCUCGUGUGCUGUUGUGCAAACUUUUUAAAGUUAUUUGUGAAAACAAUGAUACCUUUAAAGCCACAGCAAACCUUAUAGAAAAGUUAAAUUCAUGGGAUAAACGGAAGGCUGAAGAACCAGAUUAUUUAGCCAGGCUUGAAGCGUUUAGCCAGUUCAAUUCAUUGGUUUCUGGACAAACUGAGCCAAAUGUGGAUGCUUUGCUGCCAGUUGUACAUAACUGUUGCCAUUUUAUACAUGCUAUUGAUGACCUGUCAAUUAGAGAUAAUUCUACACAUUGUCUUGUGUCCAUUAUUGCCAAACUGGCAACAUCAGCCACUACAGAAAGCAAUAAGGCGUUUAACAUUGUUGUUGAAAAAACAUUACUUCCCCAAGUCAAACUUGGCAUCAGAAGUAAAUCAGAGGCUGUUCGUCAUGAGUUUUUAGCAGUAUUUCAAAGCCUAGUUGUUAACUGUCCUGACCAUGUCAUGUUUACUGGGCUCAAAGACCUCUGUGAUAAGGACCCUGAGGCGGAUUUCUUUGAAAACAUCAGACACAUUCAGAUGCAUAAAAGAUCUCGAGCACUCCGCCGCUUGUUCAAGCAUUUAAAAGACCAUCAGUUCCGCCCUGAGAUUCACAUGUCCUACUUUAUACCUUUGGUACAUGCUUUUGUUCUGGACAACUCCUACUCUAAGUAUGCCAAUGUACAAGAUGCAGCCAUUGAUCUGCUGGGUGCCAUUUGCAAGCAGCUACCUUGGCCAUAUUAUCUUCAGCUUCUGAGGUUCUUUCUAAAGUUGUUGCCCAAAAAGGUGGAACUACAGCGCCAAAUAGUUAGGAUCCUUGUGGCUCUGCUUGAUGCCUUUCACUUUGAUUUGAGUAACUCAACAUUCCGGGUAGUGAUGGUACCAAAGGUAGUGGAAAACAGUUACAAAGAAGAAACUGAAGAGCCAAGUGUCCCUGAUGAGAUUCAACCUGUCUCUGAGACUGAGCCUAUGGAGAUAGAAAACAAAGAGGAAGAGAAAGAUGAAGAACUUGCUAUCCCAAUGGAGAUAGAUGUGAGAGAUGAAGAAGGGAAAGAUGAGGAGGCUGGUAAAAUUGGUGAUACCGUGCUAUGUUCUGUGUCUGCAGCCACAAGGAUUCACAAGACCAUUGUCGUAUCCCUUCUGCCUCAGCUUCACAAAAUUGUAACUCAGAAAGCAAAAAGUGAAGAUGAGCACAAGACUGUUAAGUCAAAAUACCCUGAAGAUGAAGAAAUAUUACGUGUGCCCAUAGCAUUGGCAAUGAUUAAGUUACUGCAGAAUCUUCCCAAGGGAACCUUAGAGAAUCGGUUGCCAGGGAUUUUGUUGAAAAUCUGCAAUUUCUUGCGAUGUCGGUCAAGAGAUGUCCGCACAACAGCUAGAGAAACACUUGAGAAAGCUGCCUUAUCUCUUGGUGCAAGGUUUUUUCCAUUUAUUGUCAAAGAAAUGAAAGCCAUUCUUACAAGAGGAUACCAGUUGCAUAUUCUCAGUUACACUACUCACUACUUACUCAAAAGUCUUGUUCAAACUGUCAACCCUGGUGACCUUGACCCAGCUCUUUCACAUGUUCAAGAUGUCUUCUUCGCAGAGCUCUUUGGCCAUGUGGCUGAAGAGAAAGAGGUGGCAGCUAUUAGGGCCAAAUACUUUGAGGCCAAAUUUAUUAAAGGUUACGAUGCUUAUGAGCUUCUGGCCAAGUGUAUUUCAGCAGGUUAUCUCAACCAGUUGAUCCAGCCAAUAAAAGGGGUGUUGGAGACAACACACAGCCAGCACACAGCCAACAAAGCAGAGACUGUCCUGCGGAAGAUAGCCGAUGGUCUAAUGGCCAACUCUAGGAUCCCUCUGCAGAACAUGAUGGUGUUCAUUAAUAACAUGACGGCUAAACUUAUGCCUGAACUAGUUGAGAUGACCAAACCUAAAGUGGAACAGAGUAAAGAAACUUCUAGAAUACCUGAGAGCUGUCUCCUGCUUCCUGCUGCUAUGCCAAGGGGUGGGGUCAAGCCAAAAGCCAGUAAAAAGACCAAUAUCCACAUCUUAGUUGAGUUUGGAUUGCAGUUACUGAACAUGUGCCUGAAGAAAUCAUUACUGUUGCCAACUGAGCUGCUUCAUCUACAAAUGCUGGAUCCAUUAGUUGUAGCUUUGAGAGAUUGUCUGAGCAAUUCUCAUGUCAAGACUAGUGCCCAUGCAAUGAGGUGUUUGUCUUGGAUUCUCAAGUUCCCACUGCCAUCCUUGAAAGAAAACAUUCAUAAAAUAGCCCAGGGCAUGUUUAUUGUGCUACAAAACUACACAGGGGCAGCAACUUCAAAGGGAGGGAACCAGGAGUUGAUCACCAUGUGUUUCAAGGCUGUAACUGUGUUGGUGAGAGAUGUUGAAUACUACCAGCUAACAACUGACCAGCUACAGGUACUGCUGACUUACUGUGAAGAGGAUCUCUACAAUUAUUUACGACAAAGCUCUGCAUUUAACCUUGUUCGGGCAAUUUUGUUGCGUAAGUUAGAUAUCCCUCAGCUCCAUCAGGUCAUGGAAAAGUUGUUUGAGAUGUCCAUCACAGCCAGUGCAGCGAAUGUCAGGCUCCAGUGCAGGCAGGUGAUCCUUCAUUACUUGAUGAACUACCCUCUUGGGAAAAAGAUGAGGCAGCACCUGUAUUUCUUCAUUAACCAUCUGGAGUAUGAAAUGGAGGAUGGAAGAGAGUCAGCUCUUGAGAUGAUGAUCUCAAUGUUUACCACAUUUCCUAAGAAAAUUUUACACAAUCACAGCUCCAAGUUUUUUGCUGCUCUAGCUAUGGCGUCUUACAACGAUAACUCACCCAAGUGUAGAAAACUGGUUUCUCUUGCCAUCAGAACCUUGAUUGGGAAGGUUGACCUGAAGUGCAGAAAAAUAAUGUUUGCUGAAGUGAUCAACUGGAUUAAAAAUGAAAAUCCGAGUGUUCAAGCCAUGGGUUUCCAGGUGUGUGGGAUGUUUGUGGAAGUAGAGGGGGGGAAGUUUGAAUACAGUCUGGGGCAAGUAAUCCCACUGCUGCAGGAAUACAUGGACCCCACCAAAUACAGUGAAGAUGAAAUGGAGGAUCCCAAGGUUACUGAAAAAAAAGAUGUUUGUCUUUUGGCUGUUCUCAAUACUAGUCUUAAGAUUGCAAGGGAGCUAAGCAUUGUCAGACAAGAGAAGUUUAUUGUUCAUCUCAACCAAAUUUGGAGCCAUGUCCUGUCUCACCUUUUACACCCACACAUCCAAGUGCGAUUAGCCAGCAGCCAACUCCUGGGCUUUAUGUUCAGUGCCUGGGAACCUAGCGAGAUAGUAGAACAACAGAGCCACAUAGCCGGAGACAAAGAGGUUCCCUUUUUGCUGAAAGAAACAGCAGUUGUGGUCCGGAAAUUUUCAGUAGCUUUGUGUAACCAACUAAAAACCCCAAAACUGGAUGAAAACAUAGCUACUCAAGCCAUAAAAAAUUUGUUGUAUUUGGCACGAGUAAUGGAAGCUUUAAACCGACCAGAUGAAAUAGUGUGGCUUGCUAAGAAAAUCAUGAGGGAAGCUAACAUGGAAGUUAUCAACCAUGUCAAAAUCACCACAAAGAGGAACCAUACUUUCAAGUGGGUGGCAGCUGUAGGCAUCACUCUCAAGCCUGAAAAUGUCACUGCUGUGUUGCCCAUUGUUUUGCCAGUUCUACAGAGAGAAUUAAGUGAACACUCAAAAGAUGUUGAACUAAAAAAUCUGGCUCAAGAGGUUGUAGAUAUAUUGAAAAAACAAGUGGAUGUUGAGACCUUUACCAAAGUGUUUGCCAGCUGUCUCAAGUAUAGGCUAGAGAAAAAAGAUGACAGAAAGAGGAAAAUAGCUGCCGAGGCUGUGACAAACCCAGAGAUUGCUGCCAGGAAGAAGAUCCGACACAACCUGAAGAAGAGAGAGACCAAGAAGAAAAAGAUAGCAGAGAAACCAGGGAAGAGAAUCAGCAAGUCAAAGCUCUCCAUUCUUAACAUUAAAGUGGACGAUGAUUGAAAUAGUUGAUACACUGAAAAAUCAUGAUUGAUGUAUAUUGGAUGCAUAAACAGUGAUGAUGGUAACCACUGCCUUAGGCAAUGAUGAAAUCGUUUUACCUGAGAAUGUUUGUAGUGCAGGUGAUGAAAUAUUUCAUUGUUUGAAUGUCUCAGUCAAGUUUUAUAGGUUGUAUUAUAGAUCAUUAUUUGUACCUAAUAAAAAGUGUAUAAUUGACUGCUAAAAAUGUUGGUGUAUAUAUUGCUGCUGUACUUGUUGUAUAGUCCAGCAAUGAAAAACGUGAAUUAUUUGUAUUUAUUUUGGAAUGAAGCAAAUAAACAUUUCUUGUAU